GUACUACUUGAUUGUUGAAUAGUAGCGUUCGUCAACGCGCGUUUCGACCGUUUAUACUUGCACCAUCAAAGCGGUGCACACGCGCUCUAUACGCAUACGCAUAAAAGAUGCAGGCUCUCAAUCACCGCGCUAAUGCUUACAACACUAGUAGCGCAGCGCGGCGUGGGCGCGCGGGAGCGUGGGCGCGAAGGGCUCCCAUCGUCGUCGCGGCGCAAAACAAGCAGCAAGAGGCCGCAACGGCUGUUCAGACCCCCGCGCCCUUCCCCACCAGCUACGUCAUGGCGAUGCGCCAGGCCCAGGAGGCUGUGAAGGCGGCUCUGGCGGACGGCGCCAAACUGGUGGAGGUGGAGUUCCCCUCAACAACCCUGUCCAGCGUGUCGGGCGACGGCGAGGGGCAGAACGAGAUGAACGCGAGCAUGGGCUACCUGAGGACGUUCCUGGGAGGCUUCAGGUCCCGCGCCGCCAGCACGCGGGUGUUCUUCCCGGACAAUGUGGAGCUGGCGGUGGCGCGCAGCGGCCAGACCGAGGACCCCAGCGCGGGUCGCAAGGCCCUGGACCCACAGUUUGCAGACGUCACCUUCCAGCUCGGCUACCUGACAGAGCAGAACGCGGCGUGGGCCAUGUUCGGCUUUUACAAGUCGGCGUUUGACCCGGUCAAGCUGGUCAAGGACACGGAUGACCUGCUUGUGGUGGCCUACCCCUCCUUCAACCCGCGAGAGGAGCUGAGUGCGGUGUACGAGCUGUACCAACAGAAGGCCAAGGCGCGAGGCAUGCCCAUUGUCAUCUUCAAUGGCGAACUGGACCGUGUGCGUGGCGGCUACUACCCGUCCGUGUUCUUCCCGGAGAUCGCGAAGUUCGGCAAAGAGCUGUUCCCGCUGAUGACCACCGCCUACUACAUCCACAACUUCAAAGGCACGCGGCCGGCCACGCUGUUCCGCUGCUACCCCGGCCCCUGGCAGCUGCUGGUGCGCAACCCCCUGGACGAGGAGGACGUCCGGACGGUGUGGAGCAGCGAGCGCAUGCCCACACUCAAGGAGGUGGCGCUGGAGAUCCUGCCCAGCGUUUGGAAGUAAUGAUAUCCGAGUUUAGGGGUUAUGGAAUAAAUGUUUGGAAGUCGUUUGUGCGAGUGAUCACAUGCAAAGUGGUUUAUGGAGCUGUGUGGAGUAGGGCUAGGACACGAUGGUUUGAUGGCCUGUUGAAGUGAGGCGUUGGAAUGAGGCGUUGGAAUGAGGCGUUUGUGCGCGAAAGGUUGAGUUGCUUUUUGAGCCUUUGAGGCUGCAACAUAGCUGGUGUGUGCUGCGGAUGAUAUGUCGACUGGGUAUUAUUGUUUUAUCAAGUGAGCAGUUUUGGGCAGCAGCGGUUCGUUAUGCGGUCCACGUAACCAGCAGUGUGGCAGGUACCCGCAACGUAUGGCGUGCAGAGCAGUACGUAGUGCGGCUGUGUGUGGCGGGCUGGCUGGCCUUCCAUGUUCUUGCAGAUUGCCAGAGUCCCAAGAGGUUUGCUCGAAAACCUAGGAGAGAAGAAAAGUAUUCGGAAACGAGUGUACGGUACUGUGGGAGCUCAAUAACAUGUGUGAUACAUGUUCAAGGCUGUGCAGCCUUCAUGCAUGCGCACAUUCGUUGCGGGACUGAGCACGUAAUUAACUCGGAUAGGCACGGUACGUGUGAGCCCAGUCAGCCCCGCACGGUUUGGCUGGGGGAUGUGCGCGUGCGUGCCCGAAAGGUGCCGUUAACGUAGAUUGACUAGAACUGCCGUACGUUCCAAUGCCGUGUGCCACACGCACCUGCCCUCCCUGCUAUGGAACCAGUCCUUUUGGAUUUCACCUUCUAUU
Messenger RNA from Chlamydomonas reinhardtii, 1831 nucleotides. RefSeq lists its product as uncharacterized. The coding region runs from base 108 to 1073 and encodes 321 amino acids. Lineage: Eukaryota; Viridiplantae; Chlorophyta; Chlorophyceae; Chlamydomonadales; Chlamydomonadaceae. The transcript is spliced from 12 exons. The record is from RefSeq and is a predicted model, not a curated record.